Molecule: messenger RNA, 1813 nt
Organism: Aspergillus versicolor CBS 583.65
Lineage: Eukaryota; Fungi; Ascomycota; Eurotiomycetes; Eurotiales; Aspergillaceae
Exons: 2
Coding region: 41-1813 (590 amino acids)
Molecular function (GO): oxidoreductase activity, acting on paired donors, with incorporation or reduction of molecular oxygen; heme binding; iron ion binding
Source: RefSeq, a predicted model, not a curated record
CACGUUUCUAACUCCCUUCCCAUACAUACAAGCCAUCGCAAUGUCAGACAUCGAUAUCACAGGCUUCGCUGCCAUUGUCCAGCUCCGCCCGCUAACCAUCGGCGGGGGCUUGGUGCUGGUACUUCUCUACGCACUGUACCUGCGCGCACUGCCCAAACCGCUGCCAGGCAUACCCUACGACGUGAAGUCCUCGCAGCGCCUGCUCGGCGACAUCCCUCACUUCUUCGCCCUCGAAAGAGCCGGACGCCGCAUUAUGGAGUUCUGGGCAGACCUGGCGCGCCGGCAGCAGUCGCCCAUCACGCAGUACUUCGCGGGCCCUUUCACCAAGCCGGUCGUUGUCAUUUCAGACUUCCGUGAGACCAAAGACCUGCUGAUGCGCCGGGCGAAGCUGCUGGAUCAUGGCUCGCUCAACACGGGGCUGUGGUUUGGGGCCAUCCCGCACCACUUUGUGGGUAUGCCGUCGAGUGACCCGCGAUAUGCAAAGUCCAAGAGCUUGUCGAAUGACUUGAUGACGCCGAGCUUUCUUCACAAUGUCUCGCUCCCCGCCUCGUAUCAGAAGACCCUGAACUUCGUCCGGCUGUGGCAGCUCAAGGCCCGCAUCGCCAACGAACAGCCCUUCACUGCCCUGGGCGACUUCAACUUCCUCACCGGCGAUAUAAUAUGUGCUGCUGCUCUGGGCAUCCUCGACGAGGAAAGCGACACAGUCAAGCACUACAAUCGCCUGGAGGCCAGUAUUCUCCCCCGCGGCCUGCCCACCAAGAGAAACCAGAUCUACAACUUCCCCGAGUACAAGGCCACGGGCAUCCUCGAGGCCACGCACACCAUCGCCGAUAGCAUCACAGGCGCUCGCACCGCAUCCAUGCCCAAGCUAUACUGGUUCUUCACCAACUUACGCCCAUCCGUCAGGAAAGCCCAGCGCGAGCGCACCCGCAUCCUGCAGACAUACAUCAACCGCGCACACAACUCCAUCACUGCUCAGAAAGACAAAACCGGCCCAUCACACCGCGCAGCAGUCGACUCAAUCGUAUCCCGCGAGCUCACCUCCGCAAAGAAAGAAAACCGCCACCCCGCACUGUCCUCCCAGGAAAUCCACGACUCACUCUUCGGAUACAUCCUAGGCGGCCAGAGCACCACACACAGCGUGCUCUCCUUCAUGAUCCGCCGACUCUCCGCACGGCAGGACAUCCAAGGGAAGCUGCGCAAAGAGCUACAAACGCUCUACAGCGCCGCCACAGCCGCAAAGCGCAACCCGUCCAUCGACGAAUUCCUAGCCAUGCGCGCCCCCUACCUUGACGCCGUGAUUGAGGAGACUAUGCGGCUGAACAGCACAGCACCCGUACUGAUCCGUGAGGCCAUGGAGGAUCUCGAUUUCCUCGGGUACACCAUCCCGCGCGGCACAAACAUCUUCUGCACGCUAUGGGGGCCGUCGUACGAUGAGCCUGCCUUUGCCGUGGACGAGAACCGGCGCAGUAAAUCGUCGCAGGCGCACAAGGACGAGUCGCCUGCGGACUGGACGGGGAGUGGGUUUGCACCGGGUGAAUUCCACCCGGAGCGCUGGCUGCGCAGGGACAGCGAGGGGAAGACGGUGUUUGAUAUCAAGAAUGGGCCGGCGCUGGGGUUUGGCGCGGGCACGCGUGAGUGCUGGGGGAAGCGGCUGGCGUACCAUGAGUUGAAGCUGAUUAGCACGCUGCUGGUGUGGAAUUUUGAGUUUCUGCCGCUGCCGCCGGAUCUGGUGGAUGAGGAUGUCGUGGACUUUUUUGUGGCGAAGCCCAAGUCGUGCUUUGUGCGGGUGCGGGCUGUGAAGAGGAGUUAG